Molecule: messenger RNA, 1359 nt
Organism: Physella acuta
Lineage: Eukaryota; Metazoa; Mollusca; Gastropoda; Physidae
Product: leucine zipper transcription factor-like protein 1
Biological process (GO): negative regulation of protein localization to cilium
Cellular component (GO): cytoplasm
Source: RefSeq, a predicted model, not a curated record
UCUGAAACUUCAACCAGUGAAAAUGUCGGAGCUUGGAAUAAAUGAGCAUCAUCAAACACAAGUUAUUAACUACAUUCGAUUUGCACGUUAUCAGCGAGCGCAACGGUUACGAGCUGUUGAUAAAUGUUUUGAAGAACUGAAAGACAGCAGACUGACAGAUGAGACAUUUACCAUUGACGAGGUGACCGACAUGCUGGAUGGCCUGCUGGCUGUGGUCAGGUCGGAUCUUGAGUCUGAACUAAUCAACACAGCUCACACCAACGUGCUCAUGUCCAGGCAGAUGCUGCAGCAGGCGGAGAAAUGGCACCUCAAGCUCUCCACUGACAUUUCAGAACUGGAAAACAGGGAACUCCUGGAACAGAUCAAGGAAUUUGAAGAAAGAGAAUCUUCUGGUGCCUAGAAAGAUAAUGAAUUUAUCCCAAAGAAACUUAUCCCAAUCAACGACACAGGGCUGACUCAACUGUUAAAUAUGAAAAUUGAUGAACUAGAAUCUGAGAAUGAGAUGCUCUGGCAACGACUCGCUAAUUUUGAUAAGGAGUUUACAAACAAGUAUGAAAGAUCAAAAUCCUUGACCUCUGACAUUGAGCGCCUGCAAUCUGAGCUUCGAGCCAAAGGAACAAGGCCAGGGGCAACACCAGAGGAAGUUUCUGAGAUGGGUCGUCAGAUGGCUGCGCUACAGCUUCAGAUUGAUCAGGAGAGGCAGAAGGGUCAAGUUUCAGCAGAACAUGCGGAGCAAGAGAUGGCCAAGACCAAACAUGAACUCUUAAAGAUCAGGAAAAUGUUAGAGCUAGCGGAGAAGGAACUGGAAAAGAAAGUGAGCCAAACAAAUCCAUUUAAAAAUUUAAAACAAAUGCUCCAAAGAAAAAAUGAUCAGCUGAAAGAUUUACGGAAAAGACUAGGAAAGUAUGAGGAAGUUGAAGAUGAUUAGUUGGAUGAUGUGAUCAAUGUGAUCUGCUAGCAAGUCCCUCUCAUUGUUUUACACUUUGGUGCACUGGUUUUGUUCCCUUUAAUUCAAACACACUAGUUGUUUUUUAUAACACCUUUGAAAAUAAUGUUAGGAAAAUAUUUAUUUAAAAUUAUAGUCAGAAACAGAAAUAACACAUUUAAUACUGUGCAAUUAUCAGUCAAUUUUAAAAGUUAAUGCACCAAUGUUUUAUAUACUCACUUUUAUUCAUUUCUUUACCACAAAAAUAUAUCAUAUCUCAUCUUUUAUUCAUUUCUUUACCACAAAAAUAUGUCUCAUUUCUUCACCUAAUAGCAUAUGUAUCACUGUAUUUUAAAAGUUGUUUAUAAACUCACUAAAGCCAAAAGUAGAUAAGGUUACAAAAAGUAUUUCAGAGGAUAGCACUCACUCACAAG